Messenger RNA from Microtus oregoni (creeping vole), 1200 nucleotides. RefSeq names its product Y-box-binding protein 1-like. Gene Ontology annotation, biological process: regulation of gene expression. Lineage: Eukaryota; Metazoa; Chordata; Mammalia; Rodentia; Cricetidae. Gene Ontology annotation, cellular component: nucleus. The record is from RefSeq and is a predicted model, not a curated record. The coding region runs from base 1 to 969 and encodes 322 amino acids. The transcript has a single exon. Gene Ontology annotation, molecular function: nucleic acid binding.
AUGAGCAGGGAGGCCGAGACCCAGCAGCCGGCUGCCGCCCCCGCCGUCGCCCUCAGCGCCGCCAAUAUCAAGCCUGGCUCCACAGGCAGCGGCAUGAGGAGUGGCGGCCCGGGCGGCCUCACAUUGGAGGCGCCCGCUGGCGGGGGCAAGAAGGUCAUCUCAACGAAGGUUUUGGGAACAGUAAAAUGGUUCAAUGUAAGGAACGGAUAUGGUUUCAUCAACAGGAAUGACACCAAGGAAGACGUAUUUGUACACCAGACUGCCAUAAAGAAGAAUAACCCCAGGAAGUACCUUCGCAGUGUAGGAGAUGGAGAGACUGUGGAGUUUGAUGUUGUUGAAGGAGAAAAGGGUGCGGAGGCAGCAAAUAUUACAGGCCCUGGUGGAGUUCCAGUUCAAGGCAGUAAAUACGUAGCAGACCGUAACCAUUAUAGACGCUACCCACGUCGUAGGGGUCCUCCAUGUAGUUACCAGCAGAAUUACCAGAAUAGUGAGAGUGGGGAAAAGAACGUGCGAUGGGAAAGCACUCCUGAAGGCCAAGCCCAACAACGCUGGUCCUAUCACAGGCAAAGGUUACCACCUUACUAUCUGCGGAGACCCUAUGAGCGUCGACCACAGUAUUCCAACCCUUCUGUGCAAGGAGAAGUGAUGGAGGGUGCCGACAACCAGGGUGCAGGAGAGCAAGGUAGACCAGUGAGACAGAAUAUGUAUCGGGGUUACAGACCACGAUUUCGCAGGGGCCCUCCUCACCAAAGACAGCCUAGAGAGGACGGCAAUGAAGAAGACAAAGAAAAUCAAGGAGACGAGACCCAAGGUCAGCAGCCACCUCAACGUCGGUAUCGCCGCAACUUCAAUUACCGACGCAGACGCCCAGAGAACCCUAAACCACAAGAUGGCAAAGAGACAAAAGCAGCCGAUCCACCAGCAGAGAAUUCGUCCGCUCCCGAGGCUGAGCAGGGCGGGGCUGAGUAAAUGCCGGCUUACCAUCUCUACCAUCAUCCAGUUUGGUCAUCCAACAAGAAGAAACGAAUAUGAAAUUCCAGCAAUAAGAAAUGAACAAAGAUUGGAGCUGAAGACCUUUAGUGCUUGCUUUUUGCCCAUUGACCAGAUACGCUAGAACUAUCUGCAUUAUCUAUGCAGCAUGGGGUUUUUAUUAUUUUUACCUAAAGAUGUCUCUUUUUGGUAAUGACAAAUGUGUUUUUU